This is a messenger RNA of Falco peregrinus (peregrine falcon), 6248 nucleotides long. It is a transcript of the gene KLB, whose product is annotated as klotho beta. Bases 241 to 3255 code for a protein of 1004 amino acids. Gene Ontology annotation, biological process: fibroblast growth factor receptor signaling pathway; carbohydrate metabolic process. The transcript has 5 exons. The record is from RefSeq and is a predicted model, not a curated record. Gene Ontology annotation, molecular function: fibroblast growth factor receptor binding; fibroblast growth factor binding; hydrolase activity, hydrolyzing O-glycosyl compounds. NCBI's taxonomy places the organism in Eukaryota, Metazoa, Chordata, Aves, Falconiformes, Falconidae.
GGAGGCCACCUUCCUAAAAAUUAUGCCGUUCUCUGACCUGUUCUAGGUCUCACAGUUCAGGCUAAUCAUUGACAGGGCUUUUACGAUCACAAGCUUUUAGUGAAGCUUUGAUAAGACACUCCAGCAGUUCGUGGCAAAUGAAGACAGUCUGCACGGUGGGGACUCCGGCGAGUGAAUGGAUUUUUUUCAGCAUCAGAGCAAGAAACCUGACUUUUAACACUGGCACUGUAAACCAGCGUAAUGUGUGGCCGACGACUGGAGAGGUUCGUUGCUUUUUGGACAUUAGUUUUCACAAAGACAGUUACAGGGCUUGCUGGAGAGGGAAGACCUGUGUGGAAAAAGGACCCACACUUCAGCCCUGUGAGUGAAACACAGAUGUUUUUGUAUGACACUUUCCCCAAAGAGUUUCUCUGGGGUGUAGGGACAGGGGCUUUCCAGGUGGAAGGCAGCUGGAGGGAGGAUGGGAAAGGCUCCUCCAUCUGGGACCGCUUCAUCCACUCGGAGCUCAGGGAUCCUGACAGCACAGACGGUGACAGUUACACUUUGUUGGACAAAGAUUUGUCUGCUCUGGAUUUUUUGGGAGUUACUUUUUACCAGUUUUCAAUUUCAUGGUCAAGGCUUUUUCCCACUGGAGUGGUAGCAGCUCCCAAUGAAAAAGGACUCCAGUAUUAUAACACCCUUAUUGACUCUCUGCUCUACAGAAAUAUUGACCCCAUGGUUACGCUGUACCACUGGGACCUGCCCUUGAUGCUGCAAGAAAAAUACGGGGGAUGGAAAAAUGAGUCAGUGAUUGAUAUCUUCAAUGACUAUGCCACCUUUUGCUUCCAGACCUUUGGGGAUCGUGUUAAGUAUUGGAUUACAAUCCACAAUCCCUAUUUAAUUGCUUGGCAUGGGUAUGGCACAGGUAUUCAUGCUCCUGGGGAGAAAGGGAAAAUAACAACCGUCUACUCUGUAGGACACAAUUUGAUCAAGGCUCACGCAAAAGUUUGGCAUAACUACAAAAAACACUUUCGACCAUAUCAGAAGGGGAUGAUGUCCAUAGUAUUGGGAUCCCACUGGAUUGAACCUAACAAAUCGGAAGAUGCUUUGGACAUUUCUAAAUGUCAGCAGUCUAUGGAGAGAGUACUCGGAUGGUUUGCUAAACCCAUAUAUGGGGACGGUGAUUAUCCAGAAGAACUGAAAAAUAAAUUCUCAUUUUUGCCACGGUUUACUGAGGAUGAAAAAAACUACAUAAAGGGAACAGCUGACUUCUUUGCAUUUUCCUUUGGUCCUAAUAACUUUAAACCUCCAAACACUCUACCAAAAAUGGGACAAAAUUUGUCACUCAAUUUGAGGGAAGUACUGAACUGGAUUAAACUGGAGUACAACAGUCCUCGAAUCUUGAUUGCAGAGAAUGGCUGGUUCACUGACAGCCAUGUGAAAACAGAUGACACCACAGCCAUCUACAUGAUGAAAAACUUCAUUAAUAAGGUUUUACAAGCUAUUAAACAUGACAACAUAGACGUGUUCGGUUACACGGCCUGGUCACUCCUUGAUGGCUUUGAAUGGCAACAUGCUUACAACAUCAGGCGUGGAUUGUUUUAUGUAGAUUUCAAUAGCGAAAAAAAGGAAAGGAUUCCCAAAUCAUCUGCACUUUAUUAUAAACAAAUCAUACGAGAAAAUGGCUUUUUCCCAAGGGAGUCUACCCCAGGCUUGCAAGCUCAGUUCUCCUGUGACUUCUCCUGGGGUAUCACCGAGUCUGUUCUCAAGGCAGAAUCUGUGGCUUCCUCACCGCAGUUCUGUGAUUCCAGCCUGUACCUCUGGAAUGUCACAGGAGAUGGGCUCCUGCACAAAGUUAAAGGGGUGAAGCUAAGAACCCGACCAGCACAGUGCACGGAUUUUGUCAGUAUUAAAAGGCAACUUGACCUCCUAGAAAAAAUGAAAGUCACCCAUUACAGAUUUGCACUUGACUGGUCACUAAUUUUACCCAAUGGAGAUUUGUCCGUGGUCAACAGGCAAGUUCUUAGGUAUUACAGAUGUGUGGUCAGUGAAGUGCUGAAACUCAAUGUCCAGUCCAUGGUCACCUUAUAUUAUCCAACUCAUGCCUACCUGGGCCUACCAGGACCUUUGCUGCAGACAGGAGGAUGGUUGAACCAGUCUACUGCCUAUGCUUUUCAAGACUAUGCAGCUUUAUGUUUUCAGGAACUUGGCGAUUUGGUCAAACUUUGGAUUACAAUAAAUGAGCCUAACCAGCUAAGCAAUGUCUACAAUAGGAGCAGCAAUGAUACAUAUCGGGCAGCACACAAUUUAUUAAUAGCACACGCCAUGGCCUGGAGAAUAUAUGAUGAGCAGUACCGGUCCUUUCAGUAUGGCAAGGUGUCCCUGUCGCUGCAUUCAGACUGGGCUGAGCCUGCCAACCCCUACUUUGAAUCUCAUUCAAAAGCUGCCAGCAGGUUUCUUCAGUUUGAAAUAGGCUGGUUUGCCAAUCCCAUAUUUAAGACUGGGGACUAUCCAGCUAUGAUGAGGGAAUACAUCAACUUUAAAAACAGAAAAGGCCUCUCAUACUCUUCUUUGCCAUCUUUCACAAGAGAGGAAAAGCAGCUUGUCAAAGGUGCAGCUGACUUUUACGCGCUGAAUCAUUUCACCACCAGAUUUGUGAUUCAUGAACCUCAGAAUGGGAGCCAGUAUGAAUUUGAUCGUGACAUUCAGUUUCUGCAGGACAUCACGUGCCUGAGCUCCCCUUCUCGUUUGGCAGUGGUGCCCUGGGGAGUGCGCAAAGUUCUCAGGUGGAUUAAAAAAACCUAUGGUGACAUCGAUAUUUACAUCACAGCAAAUGGAAUAGAUGACCAGUCCUUAGACAACGAUGAACUUCGAAAUUAUUACCUGGGAAAAUACGUACAAGAGAUUUUAAAAGCAUACUACAUUGAUAAGGUCAAGAUUAAAGGCUACUAUGCAUUUAAACUGACUGAAGAAAAAUCUAAACCCAGAUUUGGAUUCUUCACUUCAGAUUCAAAAGGAAAGCCUUCAAUAAAAUUUUACAAUAACCUGAUCAGCAACAACGGCUUUCCUGCUGACUAUUCAGUCUGUCGUCCCUCCAACCAAGAAAGGCAGUGUAGCUUCUGCUUGUUUAUUUCUCAGAAGAAGCCAUUAAUAUUUUUUGCCUGCUGCCUUUUCUCUACCCUUAUCUUGCUUUUAACCAUUAUUUUUUUUCAAAAAAGAAAAAGAAGAAAACGUUUUAAGGCAAAAAGCAUCUGGUGCAUCUGUGUUUCAUUUUAAAAAGGGGGCACAAGCUCACUUUCAGUGAGAUCCAUCACUGUUUGGAUUCUACAGAGGACGAUGCAGAUCAGACAACUGUAGAAAAGCACUACAUGAGUCACUCCAGUCACACACCCAAGCAUUUAGUUUGAAAAUGGAAAGUAGUUGUAUGCACAGGAAGAAGAGCUAUGAUGACAUUUGUUUCUGUUGAAAUUACUUUUAUCCACCUACUGUACACAGAAAAUAAAAUGCAACUAUUAAAAAAAAUGAAAGAAGAACAUUUUAUGACUAUCCUGUGCCUUGGAAUAACUUUUCAAACAGUUUGACUUGAAAAGAUACUAAGCUGAGAGAACUGAUAUGCACUUUUCUAUGAACGUCUGGACCAAAGAGUUUUGUGAUGUAUAUUCAUGUUAUCAAUGUCGUUGAGCAUGAAACUGCAGUUGUUUGAGUUUACAAAUAAAAGUAUUAUUAAACCUCACAAACUUUCAACUACGUACACCACCAAGAAUGGAAUAUCCUGGGCCACCUUCUGAAGAUAACUUGGAUUUGUUCUUUUAGAGGUAACUCUGUUACUGACCAGCAUAACUGGAUCUCUUACAUAUGGGGUGAAGCAGAGAUCAGACAUUAACAUUUUAAGCAAAUGUAACAGGACCCACAAGAGACAAGUCAACAUAAUAUACAAUCGCUGUUUUUCAUCUCCAAAACCAGGAAGCCAUAAAAAGUUUUACUAGCAGAGAACAUCAAAAUAAAGAUUAAAAAAAAUUAAAAAUUAACCCACUCAAGAAAGUGAUGAAUGUAACUCUAAAUUGCACUUUUUCAUAGAAAUGAAUCUGUAUUACCAUCUUAGCCCUGGUCAAGCGCCAGUGCAAGCCAUGGGUGGGAUAAAACCACGAGUGUCUUGCUAUUACUGCAUUAAACAAAAGCUACCAAACCCAGGUAUAACACUCUUAAAGGAUAAAUGAAUCCACUGUGUCACUUAAACUUCUCAGGGACCAAACCUGAGGUUUCCCUUGGUCUGGUUCUGGUCAUCUCAAAAUGACCCCACCAGGUUUCUCCCGGGAACUGCACCACCAUGUAGAAUUGACAUUGGCUAGCCUUUUCAGACAUUGCAUCAAUCUUCGCUGCUCAGGCAAGUACCGCUACCUCUGGAGGGGUAGAGAAGCUGCUCUAGAAAUGGAAAGAAGGGCAAAAAGAGCCAUCAGUUAAACACCUGCUGCCUUCCUCCACUUUGCAACCUUCUUUUCCAGUGGUUAGUACCAUUUUCAAGACACAGUGAACCCCCCAACCUGUUUCCACUAGACGCUAGUUACCUCAGUCUUAAGGUCCCCAAACCAGAUAGACGCACUUUGUCUGUAGCCCAGCAUCUCUGAAGAGACAAGGCAUACAAACACAUUGGCUUUUCCAACCGCAUCUGGACACAAGAUAGCAUCAAACACAAGGUCUACGAUAAUACAUUAUGAUAAAGUCAACAAUAAUGUAAAUUAUGAAAGCGUCAUGGCCACUUACAGGCUACUGGAAACUUUGUGGAAGUGCUGCUUAAGAGGAUAUGCACAACUGACUGAACCCCAGACUCCCAGUACUUGACCCAACCUGAAGUCUCAGUUCAUAAACAUGAGACUAUUUCUCAAUUAUAUUUCAAGCAUUGGUCAACAUCACAGAAGGUUCGUUAAUUUGAAAGGUAACUACUAGUAAAACGAUGAGGGACCGGCCCAUUUUACACUACAAAAUGUUCUGCAAGCACAGCCAACAGCACAGGUAUUAGGUGGUGCGUACAUCCUUCCAUCACCCAAAGGCACUGACUAGUAAUCACUCACCGCAGCCAUGGAAUCAACCUGAAGCGUACUAUAGGGAAAUUCCUCUUGAAUCCCAUGUGCACUGGGGGAGCACAGAGAAUUCUGGAAGACUCCUCUAGCUACAUAGCUUGAACCGCUCAAGAACCAAUCUUCAAAAUGUUAAGCUGGCCAUGUAAAAUUUCCACAUCCACACAGUACUACUACUUUCCAAGGCGCAGAAACUCUAUAGAAACCCAUUGAACUCUAUAGAAUUACAAAGUGGGUGCUCUGAGCAACGUUCUGCAUUUCUUUGUCACACAUAGAUGCUUUCCUCAAUAUUAAGCUUACCCACUGAUUGCUAAGUCUGUUUAUAAACUAUCCUGGUAUUUUCUGUGAAUCUUUUUUCAAAACUGAAUUUAACAAGUGCCAAUGUGGAUUCUCCCAUAGCACAACAGCCCAAAUACAUGUUGCUACAUGGCAAGAUUAGCAUAGCAACCAAGAAAAAAAACAGUUAUAUCCCCAGAGGACACAAACCACUGUUGGUGGAACUCGGCAAUAAGCUCCGGCUGAACUGAGGUCAAGUCUUCAAACUUCUUAGUUGAGCAAUAUAGCUAAAGCAUCAUAUUGUCAGACUACUUAUUCUAUCCCUGUAUUUACUUUAAAUGGUCAUAUCAAUCUGGUUCUACUGAUUGCAGUUUUGUUAUUUAUCUAUUUCAGAUUAAGUCUUCACAAGUUUGAAUUCCCCUCCAGAAACUACACGGAAAUCAGCUUUUGCAAUUUGAGGUUCUGCAAUGAUGUGAAAGAACACUAUAGUGUCCUUUCCCCAAGAAUAAUGCUUUUGCUACUUAAGGCUACAAUUUUAAACCACCACUUCGUGGCUUUACACAAUGGGACCACAUUCUACCACCAUGAGGUUUCCAAAUCACAGACUUCAUUCAGUCUGAAUGUUCUCAGGAGACCGGUAAACCAACGUGUACACAGUGCUAACAUUAUCUUGCAUUACCCUGUGACAAUCUGCUUCUCCAAAAGGCAAAGAUCUUCAACAGGUCCACACAAUCACCAUUUAGCUCUUAAAAAAACCCAAAAGGCCAAGAUAUGAAAUAUUUUUUAUUUUAUUAACCUCUCAAGUUGUUUGUAUUUUGUAUCAGAUUCUUCAAGCUGGCACCUGCGGGUAUAAUGUCUCAUGGUGGUUUGUUUCAGGAUCCAGACAACUGUAAAUAAAAAGUUAAGAGCUUUUAGAAA